AUGGCUAUGUGGCAGGAGGCGGGCCAGCAGCAUCAAGACAAGAUGCCACCUCCAGCUGCUUGUUUGCCCCUUUUCCCCCUACCCUUUGGCAUAGAUUUCCCGGCGCCCACGUUCCUUCAAGAUAGCUCAAUCGAAAUGGAAAACACGAGAGAUAUUCAUCAUAACACCUCGAGCUGUUGCGAGGAUCGAGAUUUGUAUGAUAUAAGUGUACAUUCCGUGCAUUCGAUUGCGUGGCUAGCCACUGUCCCUUUGACUCUUUCGAUAAUUAUCGCAGUCACUGUAGUGGGGAACGCGAUGGUGAUUGCAGCUUACUUUCGGGACAAACGCAUCAGGAAUAAUGUAGCGAACCUCCUCAUCUUAAACCUUGCAAUAACAGACUUUGUCGUCGGUGCUUUCAUCAUUUCCUUCGACACUGCCUGGAUCAUCAAGGACGUCUGGACCUAUGGAGAAGUGUUCUGCAAAAUCUGGCUAGAAGUUGAUUUCGUAGUCACCAUGAUGUCUUUGCUCACCAUGGUACUCAUCAGCUGGGAUCGUUACUGUCUCCUGACGAUGGGGAUGCGGUACAAAACAUUCCAAACGAAAAAGCGUAUCUGCGUGAUCCUUGCCAUUUCUUGGACAAUUGUUAGCCUGAUAUACACAUUCCUUGCUUUCGCAUGGAGUCCCAUUACCGGUGAAUAUAACGUAGAUUAUUCACAAAACUGUGAAAUGGAAUUUGUAUACAACCUGGUCGCAACGAUCGUCAUCAACAUUUGCGGAUUCUUCAUUCCAUUUACUAUCUUAAUUAUCCUUAACAUUGCUGUGUACAGUAACAUAAAACGAAGGUCUAGGGGUACCGUCGGCCAAAGCCCUUCAAGUUCAAUAAAUCCGUCGGCUAGGUCAUCAAAGAGAAGCGUUGGGCCUCGAUCUCCAAGGAGGGUAGACUACCGUCAUCCCGACGGUCCAUUUGGCCCAGUAGCAGAUUCACCUAGCCGCGGUGGUGAUGCUGCUGCAGCAAAUGUAACUACCGAGACUACUGACAACCUCGCAGAUGGAGAAAACCCCAUCACAAAAAAACUGUCAAAUGAAAGAGCCUCUACUUCAAAGAAAGCAAGUCGAACAUUUGCCAAGCAUCGAAAAGCAGCCUUCGUGUUAGCCAUCCUUAUCGGCUGUUUCCUGCUCUGUUGGCUACCUUACCAAGUAACAAGCGUAAUGUAUGCAGUCUGUGAUACCGAUUGCGUCUCCACUCGUUUGUGGGAGGUCACGAAUUUACUUCUUUGGUGUAACUCAACCAUUAAUCCCUUUAUCUAUGCUGCUACUAAUGUCCACUUUCGUCGGAACUUUAGGAAGUUUUUGUUGCUUGAUCGUUGGGCUUGUAACUUUAAAAAUUGUAAAAUGAAAUGUCAAAAUGCAAAUCAGAUUCAGGUUGCCACUGGAAGCCUUAAUGGCAGCACGGUUACCUAAUAUCUGCAAAACGACCGUCUUCAAUCUAGAGAGUUUCCUUGCAAACAUGUCGGAAGGCCCAGACACGAAACUUUUGUCAAUACAAUUAUCUGACUGCUGCACAUGUUGCGCCUAUGGCCCUGUCAUGCCUGUGGUGGAUAUAACAUUUUAAAAAUGAAUGCUUUGGCACCAAUGGCUCUUAUAACGUGUAUUAAGGCACAGGUAAACAAUGAUUUGACUUUUAAAAAAUGAAAGCAGCUGAAAGAUCCUACUUAUCACCUGUGUCCGUGAUAUGUUAACAAUGAAGCUAAGACAAGAAAUUGUACCCGAAAAGUCCUUCAAAAGGGUGAAAUGUAAAUUGACCGGAAACACAAUUUUUAUUUCAUGAUGAUGAUGAGAACAGCAUUUGUAUAGCGCCAUUUAUCUGCAAAAAAACAACAACGACAUUCAGAGGCGCCAGCUCUCCAAUAUGUCACACGUUAUUACAAAAGUUGCAGGAAAAGAAGGGUCUUUAUUUUAGAUUUAAAGGUCCUACUGCACUUACGGAUGUA
This is a messenger RNA of Lytechinus pictus (painted urchin), 1970 nucleotides long. Its product is annotated as histamine H2 receptor-like. Gene Ontology annotation, molecular function: neurotransmitter receptor activity; G protein-coupled serotonin receptor activity. The record is from RefSeq and is a predicted model, not a curated record. The transcript is spliced from 3 exons. The coding region runs from base 1 to 1440 and encodes 479 amino acids. Gene Ontology annotation, biological process: G protein-coupled receptor signaling pathway, coupled to cyclic nucleotide second messenger; chemical synaptic transmission. Gene Ontology annotation, cellular component: dendrite; plasma membrane. NCBI's taxonomy places the organism in Eukaryota, Metazoa, Echinodermata, Echinoidea, Temnopleuroida, Toxopneustidae.